Phytophthora sojae is the source of this 1236-nucleotide messenger RNA. RefSeq lists its product as hypothetical. The transcript has a single exon. The record is from RefSeq and is a predicted model, not a curated record. Lineage: Eukaryota; Oomycota; Peronosporomycetes; Peronosporales; Peronosporaceae. Bases 1 to 1236 code for a protein of 411 amino acids.
AUGGCCAAGUUUAACGUGCAUGAUGUGGCGCUGCCCGACAUCAAGUUGACGCCGGAGCGUGAGGCUGCACUGAUCGCUGAGGUGGAGGCCGUGGUGCACAACACGCUCGAGCUGCGCUCGGCCUACGCUGCCGGCGGCCGCCAGCUCGACACGUCGGCGUGGAAGCUCGUCAAGACCAAGGACGAUGUGCGCGCCUACCGUUCGCGUCGCGCGCUGCAUGGCGUGGAUCCGACCGAAGCGCGCACCGAGUCAUCGGAUGCGCUUUCGUCGUCCUCCUCCUCCGGCUCCAGAUCGACCAUGAACAAACUCUCGAGCAUUGCGUCGUCAACCUCUUCGAACGACAGCGAGCCAUUCCGCUCCAAGAAGACGGCGCGUCCGCCUGCCGUUGUGCUCACGGGAACGGUGGACGGCACAGCCGAAGAUGCCGUGCUGGGUAUGCUGGCCGAUUCGGAGCAGCACUGCAUGAUGCGUCAGUCGUACCUUGGCACGGAGCUCGACGACUCGCGCCUGCUCUUCGUGCUGGCCCGACCGACCCCCGAAAACCCAUUCACGUUCAUCGGUGUCAAGUGGGGACGUCAGACGUACGGCCGCUUCAGCCAGGCCCGUGACUUCCUCUUCUUGGAGGCUACAGGUAUCACCAAGGACGCGCGUGGAGAGAUCGUCAGCUAUGGUCUGCGCCAGUCGACGGACUUGUCGGACGUGCUGACACUGCCGCGCUCGCACGAAGUGCUUCGCGGCCACCUAUCGGUGUGCCAGACUUUCGCCAACAGCGGCAUCCCGGUCGUUGGCACGCGCCACCACUCGGUCGAGAUGUUCUCUCGUGCCUUCUUGCAGCUGGACGGCGACGUGCCUGUGAACGUGGCGGCUACGGCGUUCGCAGACAAGCUCAUGGCGCUCGUGGGCUCGAUGGAGUGCGCAACCGCCUACAAGCUCACAUGGAUGAUGCGGCAGUCCGCUCGCCAGGCUCGCCCCGGUACCAGCGUGCACGGCUCCACGAGCCAUUGCUCCAACUGCACACGCAGUCUUAGCAAAUUCAGCACCUUCCUGCUCCAGCGCGGAGGCACAUGCCAGAUCUGCCGCCGCUCGUUCUGCGGCAAGUGCUCGGUGAACAAGAAGAUCUGCGUGGGGCUGGGGAGCGAGGUGAUACAGAAGAACAUGCUCUUCUGCCUCGAGUGUCUACUGGAGGCCAAGCAAGUCUCGGCGCGCGAAGUGGCUGUGGACCAGCAGAAGUGGUAG